This is a messenger RNA of Ochlerotatus camptorhynchus, 523 nucleotides long. It is a transcript of the gene pen-2, whose product is annotated as presenilin enhancer. Gene Ontology annotation, biological process: Notch receptor processing. Gene Ontology annotation, cellular component: gamma-secretase complex. NCBI's taxonomy places the organism in Eukaryota, Metazoa, Arthropoda, Insecta, Diptera, Culicidae. The record is from RefSeq and is a predicted model, not a curated record. The transcript is spliced from 3 exons. The coding region runs from base 91 to 396 and encodes 101 amino acids.
UACGCUUUCAUUAAAUUUCGAUUGCGGUGAAAAUAUUUCACAUUAUUCGCUUCACUAUUCCACAAUCUAGGGUAAUAAAACCAGUAAGUCAUGGAUCUCUCUCGGGUGCCCAAUGAGCGCAAGCUGUAUCUCUGCAAGUGGUAUUUCAAAGUCGGAUUCGCCCUCCUACCCUUCGUGUGGGCCAUCAACACCGUGUGGUUCUUUAGUGAGGCCUUCCGUAAACCCACCUACGACGAGCAGAAGGAGAUUCGGAAAUAUGUGAUAUUUUCCGGCAUCGGAUCCCUCAUAUGGUUUAUAAUUAUCCUAUCCUGGGUCAUGACAUUCCAGCUGAAACGAACAGAGUGGGGCGACUUUGCGGACAGUAUAAGUUUCAUCAUUCCGCUAGGACGCGCCUGAAGCAGUUUAUGAUAUCUACUCAUGCAUAGAUUUUCUAAAUAUGGACUAUAAGUUAAGAUUUAAUACCCACUUACUCAUUGAAAUAAACAUUUUCAUUAACACCCUCAGCCAAAACAACCGAAAAGUA